This is a messenger RNA of Cygnus atratus (black swan), 2044 nucleotides long. Its product is annotated as sodium/nucleoside cotransporter 1-like. The coding region runs from base 1 to 2025 and encodes 674 amino acids. NCBI's taxonomy places the organism in Eukaryota, Metazoa, Chordata, Aves, Anseriformes, Anatidae. Gene Ontology annotation, cellular component: membrane. The transcript has 18 exons. Gene Ontology annotation, molecular function: nucleoside:sodium symporter activity. The record is from RefSeq and is a predicted model, not a curated record. Gene Ontology annotation, biological process: nucleoside transmembrane transport.
AUGAGGACACAGAUGGUGACAAGUGAAGCAAUAGCGCACCUGGAGAUGGAAGAAAACCAGAUAUCCCUGGACAACCUUGAGAAGGGCAUAGACAACCCAGCUUUCGAAUCCCUGGGUGAGGAGAGACUCCACGAGGACCAUGAUGGUCCGCGUGGUGGGAGCAAGGAGGAAAGGCGAGGAGAAGGGAAAGGGAGAGUCUCCUCAUACUGCAGGAAGGCUCUGCAGCCAGCAUCCAAGGCAAAGCGCUUCUGCAAGGCUCAUGCCAAGACACUGCGGAUAGUCUUCUGGGGGAUCCUUGGAGCAGCCUACCUGUGCUACCUCAUUGCGGCCUGUUGGCUCAACUUCCAGCGAGCCCUUGCCUUGCUCAUCAUAACUGCUGUGGUUGUCUUCUUCAUCUUAUGGAGCCUCUUCAAGAAGCACUGUGGGGCAAAGGUAUUGCUGCUCCUCAGCCCCGUUCAGAAAUGCUUCCAAAAGUCCUGGCCAUGGCUGAAAUGGCUGCUGAGCGUGGUCCUCCUGGGCGGCCUGGUCACGUGGCUGGCUUUGGACACCGCCAGAAAUCCAGAGCAGCUCAUCUCAUUAGCUGGCUUCUGCUUUAUUUUGCUGUUUCUGUUCAUCUUCUCCAAGCACCACAGCGCAGUGUCCUGGAGAGCUGUUUUCUGGGGUCUUGCCUUGGAAUUCGUAAUUGGACUCUUCAUCCUCCGAACAACCCCUGGCAUCCAAGCUUUCCAGUGGCUGGGUGACCAGAUCCAGAUCUUCCUGGGCUACACCAAAGCUGGCUCCGUCUUUGUCUUCGGGAACACGCUCGUUGAAGAAGUCUUUGCCUUUCAGACUCUGCCCAUCGUUGUUUUCUUCAGCUGUGUGAUGUCCAUCCUCUAUUACCUCGGUGCCAUGCAGUGGCUCAUCCUGAAGAUCUCCUGGCUGCUUCAGAUCUCAAUGGGCACCACCCCUACUGAGACCCUGAGCGUGGCGGGGAACAUUUUUGUGGGACAGACCGAAGCCCCACUGCUCAUCCGCCCGUACCUUGCAGACAUGACCUAUUCAGAAAUCCAUGCUGUGAUGACUGGGGGCUUUUCCACCAUUGCAGGCAGUGUGAUGGGAGCCUAUAUAUCCUUUGGGAUAGACGCAGCAUCACUGAUUGCAGCCUCCGUGAUGGCUGCACCCUGUGCCCUUGCUAUGUCCAAACUGGUCUACCCUGAAGUGGAAGAGUCCAAGUUCAAGGGCAAAGAAAGCAUCCACAUCUCCAGUGGGGAAGAGCAGAACAUCCUGGAAGCUGCUAGCAGUGGGGCUGCUGCCUCGGUGGGGCUCGUGGCCAACAUCGCAGCCAACCUCAUUGCCUUCUUGGCGGUGCUGGAGUUCAUCAAUGCUGCCUUACUCUGGUUCGGGGAGAUGGUGGACAUCAAAGGCCUCUCCUUUCAGAUGAUCUGCUCCUACGUCCUCAUGCCCGUGGCCUUUCUCAUGGGGGCAGACUGGGCAGACUCACCACUGGUGGCCGAGCUCCUGGGGAUCAAGAUCUUCCUGAACGAGUUCGUGGCAUACCAGCAGCUGGCCACAUACAAGAAGAAUCGGCUGGAAGGCCUGGAGGAGUGGAACGGGGGCCAGAAGCAGUGGAUAUCUGAGCGUGCUGAGAUCAUCAGCACCUUUGCACUCUGUGGAUUCGCCAACCUCAGCUCCAUCGGGAUCAUGCUGGGAGGCCUGACCUCCCUUGUUCCCCACCGCAAGGGCGACUUUGCCUCCGUUGUGCUGCGAGCCCUGCUCACCGGCAUCUGCGUCUCCAUGCUCAACUCCUGCCUGGCAGGCCUCAUGUACAUGCCAAAGGAGGUGAGCGACUGCGUGACCUUCCUCAGCACCACCAACUUCACCUCUACCAGCUACCCCAUAUACACGUGCUGCAAGCAACUCUUUGCUAGCACGGUGCUGGAGAAUGGGACACUCUCCUUCACUGGAGUCUGGGAUGGCCAGGCGGAAAGCGUGCAAUGCCUGAUGCAGUGCUGCGGGCACUACAACCACACAUCCUGCACAUGGUGAACCCUGAAACUCACAGGCU